AUGAAGGGAGACACCCAGACGAAUUAUCACUUCUCUGUUAAAAAUGUAAAUUUCUUCAAAAGCGCCUUGGCCCUUCUAAGCGUGGAUGACAACAAAAGUAACUCCAUCCAGAAGAGAAGUACAACCAACCAGGGGGAGGUGGAAAAUUGUAUUCUGUUCAAUCUGUUGGGUGAUGGGUUAAUGUUAAGGAGCUUGUCUAAGUGUAAGCAGAUAUACUGUUUUCUGUUUUUGGAUUCUGACUGCUUUACUAGUUACAGUGUCUUGGAUAAGGGGGACAUGCAUAGGGAGAAGCGUCGAAGAAGAGGAAGUGACAGCUCCACGGGGGGGAAGAAUGACCCAUGUGGUGGUCACCAUUCAAGUGCCUUAUCCGAAGGUGCAUGCAGCAGAUGCCACACCCCCAGGGUGAAACGUUGCAAAGGGGAAUAUAAAAAUACGUAUAGCGAAGACAGCCACGAAGAUGAUACGAACAGCGUAAAUUCAGAUAAUUUGUACACCACACAUGCUAUAAACAUGGAGAGCAACAAUUUAAUAAAACUAAAGGCGGUGUCUCCACUGAAGGUUAAACCUACACAGAGUAAUAAAAAAGAAGAAGAAAAUGAGGACGAGUAUUUUAUUCGAAAAAAAGUAUAUGAAAAAAUCGAUGACGAAAAAAAAAACAACAACAUUGAAUUUCUCGUUUGUCAGUACGAAUUACUCAGAUCAGUAGAAUUUUUAGACCCUAUUCUUUUAAACAUAAAAUUUGACUACCCGAAUAGGAAGCUGAUUCUGCACCUGACGGAUGAAGAUGGAGACACAUCUGAAACUUUUGUGAGAAUCAUUGUAGACUACUACUAUGAAAUAAGCAAGUUAGAAAAAUACACCUUCCUACAAAAUGACUACAAUUUCUUUUCCAUCCUGUCUACGACUUUUUCCUUUUACCUGGACUACUUGAUUAAGGGCACCGAUGAGUACAUUACUUUUUACAUAACCGAAUAUACUAACGAUAGUAGCACGGUGCUUAGAAUGGAAACGAAAAAUAAGAAUUACCAACGGUCCGUUCAGCUCAUGCCGAGGGAAAACUUUCAGGACUUUAAGAGCUCAAAAAGUCAAAUAUUCAAGUACCGGAUAAGAGACUUAUCAAAAAUUAACCAGGCGCUCAAAAUAAGUUCCCACCUCAGAAUGGAUUUCCAGGAAAACGGCUUGCUGCGGUUUCAGUUUACCCUCAGGGAAUACAACAUGAACGGAACGCAUUUGUGUUACUUCGUACAACCCCUGACAGAUAUGUCCCUUCUCAAUUUUGCGUAA
This is a messenger RNA of Plasmodium coatneyi, 1284 nucleotides long. RefSeq lists its product as uncharacterized. The coding region runs from base 1 to 1284 and encodes 427 amino acids. The record is from RefSeq and is a predicted model, not a curated record. The transcript has 5 exons. Lineage: Eukaryota; Apicomplexa; Aconoidasida; Haemosporida; Plasmodiidae.